This is a messenger RNA of Scatophagus argus, 5127 nucleotides long. RefSeq names its product interleukin 1 receptor accessory protein-like 2 (gene il1rapl2). Gene Ontology annotation, biological process: signal transduction. Lineage: Eukaryota; Metazoa; Chordata; Actinopteri; Scatophagidae. The record is from RefSeq and is a predicted model, not a curated record. The coding region runs from base 922 to 3120 and encodes 732 amino acids. The transcript is spliced from 19 exons.
CCAGUUUCACGUCUAAAACAAAGGAGUAUCAUGCAGCAAAAUUUAAAGCUAACUUAAAACUAUAUAAUAAAGCUUAUAUAUACUAGCAAAUGUCGAAAUCCCUUUAGAAAUAGUACAUGAAUGUUAAGAAUAAAUAUAAGCACUCACAUUGAGUACCACCAACCAAAUUAAAGCCCUUGUAUAUUCCUCAACAAACAGAAUAUACAAGGACAGAAAGUACCGUAAGUAUUAUAGGAGUGAUUACAAGCUCGCAAUUGCCACAACAGCCUCGAUGUAAAAUUAUUUUAAGAAUUUAAUAAGGAUUAUUACAGCGCAAGUGCUUCUCGGGAUUCCAGUUUGAAGAUUGGAAGUUAUUUUUGGCUGCGCAAAGUAGAGCGACUCUUCCACACCACUGCCCGGACAGAGACAGAGACAGACUGAACCCACAGGUCUCCCUGCUCGUCUCUUUCUUACGUCCUGUCCUGGAAGAAAGGAGUGGGAGAGAAAGAGGGCGGAGUGGGGAAAAGAGGGAAAAGAGAGAGAAGGACCGGAUGCGUAAUUGCGGUUAAUUGGUUGCAGACUUUGCCUUCCAACAUUUCGGAGAACGAGGUCGAGAAGAGGAGUUUAUUUUAUUUUCUUUCAUUUUUUUUCUUUUCCUUUUUUUCUGCAGCUACCAAGACUUUCCUGUUGUAGGCUGUAGGCUAAAUCUUGUUUUUGGCAGAGAGGAAGAGAAGAAACGAUAUCCUGUAGCCUGUCCUUUCAUUCAUCAGUCUUUCGUCCCGUCACAUUGCAGAGCCGAGAAACUGGCAGUAGGAGAGAGCCAGAGGUGGAAUUAUUUCAGCAAAUCUUAAGCUUUUAGUCUGUUCAAGAUUCUGUCAUCAGCGCCGCGCGGACUCAGGAUUAGUUCCUCUGAAACACCAGGUGCCGGUGGAGACUAGAGAGAUGAAGACUUUAUCCCUCCUCUUCCUCCUCCUCCUCCUCCUCGCCUCGGGAGCCUGUGAUGGAGUCAAGUACAUCUCCAAAAGGAACUCAGUGGAUGGAUGCAUAGACUGGUCAGUGGAUCUGAAGGAGUACCAUGUUCUGGCUGGUGAGCCUGUUCGAGUGAAAUGUGCCUUGUUCUACAGCUACAUCCGAACCAACUACACCAUGGCCACCAAUGCCAAGCUGCGCCUCAUCUGGUACAAGAACAAAGGAGACGCAGAGGAGCCUAUCAUCUUCUCAGGCCAUAGACUGAGUAAAGAAGACGACUCCAUCUGGUUCAGAUCUGCUGAAAUGGAAGACAAUGGGUUCUACACCUGUGUACUAAGGAACUCGACAUACUGCAUGAAAGUGUCCAUGUCGAUGACUGUGGAGGAGAGUGACGAGGGCAAAUGCUUCAGCAGCAAAAUCCGUCAUCUGGAGAAAGCUGAGAUAACCCAUAGCAAAAUGAUCAACUGCCCUGAUAUCGAAGACUAUUUGGCUCCAUACAAGCAACCGCAGAUGACUUGGUAUAAGGAGUGUGAGCGGGUUGAAUGGAGAAGCUCCAUCAUAGUUAACACAACACAUAUCUGGAUUCCUGAGGUGGAGGAGGGUGACGGGGGAAAUUACACCUGUGAGUUACAGUAUGGAUCCAGACUGGUGCGGCGGACUACACAGCUCAAAGUCACAGCUCUCCAGACCACUCAGCCUCCAAAGGUCCUUUUCCCUCCAGAGAGACAAGAUACGGUGAUAGAAAUUACGCCUGGUAUGCCCCUCAGUCUGGACUGCAAGGCGUUUUUUGGCUACAGUGGAGAAAACAGAAGGCCUAUUAUCUACUGGAUGAAAGGAGAAAAAUUUGUGGAAGAACUCGCAGGACACAUUAAAGAAAGUGAAGUGAGGAUUUUAAGGGAGCAUUUAGGGGAGAAGGAGGUGCAGCUAUCCUUAAUGUUUGAUGCUGUGGAAGAGACAGACCUGGCCAACUACACCUGCUAUGUGGAGAACCACAUAGGGAAACGCAGUGGGAGCGCUAUACUGCAGAAGAAAGAUAUGUAUCGUUUGGAGUUGGCUGGUGGGCUGGGAGUCAUACUGUUGCUGCUGGGAGUCCUGACAGCACUGUAUAAGUGUUACAAUCUGGAGAUCAUGCUGUGCUACAGGAGACACUUUGGGAGUGAUGAAACUGAAGAUGAUAAUAAGGAGUAUGAUGCUUAUCUGUCCUAUACUAAAGUGGACCUAGACUCUUUGGGCAGCAGGACAAGCAGCGAUGAGGAAACAUUUGCUUUAGAGAUCCUGCCGGAUGUUUUAGAGAAACAUUAUGGAUACAAGCUGUUUAUACCAGACAGAGAUCUAAUACCCAGCAGCACCUACAUUGAGGACUUGGCUCGUAGUGUGGAUCAGAGCAGACGGCUGAUCAUCGUUUUGACUCCAGAGUUUGUCGCCAAAAGAGGGUGGAGCAUCUUCCAGAUAGAGACACGCCUCCACUCCAUGUUGGUUACCGGUGAGAUCAAGGUGAUCAUGAUAGAGUGUGCAGACCUGAAAAAUGUCAUCAACUAUCAAGAGGUGGAGGCACUGAAACAUACAAUCAAGGUUUUAUCCAUCAUCAAGUGGAGGGGUCCUAAGAGCAAUGAACUGUCCUCUAAGUUUUGGAAACAGGUGGUCUACGAAAUGCCUGCUAAACGCAGAGAGACCUUGUCCAGACGUCAGGUGAUGGACUCUGGUGAACAGGGCCUCUUUGGUGACCUACAAACUACUGUUUCCACCAUUGCCAUGACAACCACUUCCGCCUCCUUGGCCCCUCCUAAUGAGAAUAGGCAUGGACAUCAUCAGGUUGCUUUGGCUACAGAAAUCCCUGACUACAACCAGAUGACUUUGCCACUGGGAGGUGGUCACACUGCCACAGCAGCCCAAAUGAGGCAUUUCUGCCGUAGCUACGAGUUCCAGCUUCCCCCACAACCUUCCUCCCUGUCACCUCCCCUCCCGCCUCCUUCCACCAUGCAGUUCUCAACUCUGGGCCCGGGGGGACGCCACGUCUAUUGCAACAUCCCUAUGACACUACUGAAUGGACAGGGGUUCAGAGCAGUUCACUGGGGACCAAGAGGUGCCUCAGAGCAGUACACUCGGGAAGAAGCCGGAACUCCACCUGAACAGCACCUUCGUACCUCUCACCAGCAGAGAACUAAGCUCUGACAUCUGGUAGAUGGACUGCUCAACUGGUACACGAUUACAGACCGGUUUACAGACUGCUUUUACACUGGCUUAGGACAUGGGGUAGAUUGGUUUGUCAACUGGUUUUCACUGGGUUCUUGGAAUGUGUACAGCCAUGGCAUUCAAGAGAGACUCCCUUCAGACUUGUGGUACUCUUCAUCCCAAAGGAUUGCUUAAAGACUGUAUAAUGCUUGGACUGAUAAAGACUGGGUAAACUGGCUACAGACUGCUUGCAGACAGAUGAGUUCAGUUUACAAAACUGAUUGUACACAGCAACUAAUUACAGACUGAUACAAUCUGCAAGCUGUGUAGCCAUGAUCACUGGUGACCAUUGGAAAGGAGCCCCCGUAAUUCAACGGGGCUGGUCAUGGGCAUUUGGCCAGUGCAAAGAGUCUGUAAAUGGGUAUGGACGUGUGGAUAUACUGAACUGGAAAAUUUGAUGAAAAGGUCCAAUGAGGAGGUACUCCUUCUGUCAAACAAGUUACCAAGAUGGACAUCAGAGCAGAAAAAAAGUAUCUUGUAAUCACAGUCUACUCGCACACUAGAUUUGUUCCCAAGAACCAGCUGAUUUGUCAGUCUUUUGACUACUCUGAAGUAUCAGCUGACUGAAGAACAAAGGUGGUGUAAUCUCAGAAGUCCACUCGAUCUAAGUUCAGUCUACCUGUUGACUAAGUUGGCUUGUCAGUGAACUAGGCACAGUUGAAGUAGUGAUUUUGGAAUACCAGUUCACCUUAAAACAACAAGUCAACCUCUUGAACUACAGUGCUAGCUAGCUAGCUACCUGGUUUGGCUCUUAGAGACUAAAAUGGUUGACUUCAAAGAAAUGGAUUCCAGGAAGAUUUUUUAGAUAAGAAGUGAUGCGUAAAGCAUUUGCUAAGCUUAAUUACUGAGCAAGUUAGAUGGUGUAUAUGGAAACAUAAAAGGCUAAUUACUUCUUGAGCUAGGCAGGUUAUGCUAAAAGGCUCUGUGAAACUGAAAAACCAGCCAGCUCAUUACCUUGUAACCAAGUAAUCAGCAACUAGUCAACUCAUAAAGAGAUGAUGAAUUAGCCAAGUCAGGUUACCUACCAAUGUUUACCAUCAAAUUAAAUGCAUAAAGGACUUGGCUUUUUCUAUUUGCAUGAGCACCAUUUAGAUAAAAAAAAAAAAUAAUAAUAAUCAAAUGAACAUAGAUAAGAGUAAAUGACACAAUCAUUUCUCGCAGCCUCUUUUAAAAUGGAGAAGAAAAAACAUCUUAUGUUGAUUACAGUAUAUUUGUUUAAACUGAUAAAGGGAAAAAAGGAGACAUCCCUCCAAAAACAUUUUUAUUGUUUAUUGUUUUGUUUCAUUAAAGAUUUUAUCCUUCUAGAAGGUUGGUGGGGCUUUGUUUUUAAUGUUUGUUUGUUACAAUAAUCUCUGUACAGCUUUCAUAACUUAUGCAUAGACAUUUACAUGACAGUGAUUUGUUCCCUGCAGUUUCUGUUAACACCAUCAUUACAAGUGUAAGACCCAGAGCUCCUUUUUGCUUUCAUUUUGUUCUUCUUUUCAUUAGUGGAUGGAUGGAUGGGUGGAUGGAUAAUGAAUGCAUGGUUGGUUGGAUGGAUCAAUGGAUGAAUGCUCAUGGCAGUAAAGUUCUGCUAAUGGAUCAAUGUUUUGGGCCUGUCACUCUAGAAUUAAGACCACUACCAGUCAAAGGGGGCCUGACUCAAAGCUGAACCAGACCACAUUCUUCUUUGUGAGCUUUAAGAACUCAAGAUUAUUGUCAUAAUAUUUAAGCAAAGAGAAUAAUGUUUUGAAUUUACACAAAGGUACUUAUCAUUGUCUUAUUAGAACCAAUGAAUUCUGGAUAUUUGAGAUUGUUUGAUACAAUAAUUAUGAGUUGUUAUAUUCAAUGGCAAUAUACAGUAUAGUGGUUGUCUUUUGAUUUUUGCUGAUUUCUUUGACUAUUCUUUGGAUAUAUUGGUUGAAAUAAUUUAAUUGAGAGCAAAUAAAAAUCAUAUGAGUUGUUUUA